This is a messenger RNA of Carica papaya (papaya), 1080 nucleotides long. It is a transcript of the gene NCLPP7, whose product is annotated as nuclear-encoded CLP protease P7. Gene Ontology annotation, molecular function: serine-type endopeptidase activity; ATP-dependent peptidase activity; ATPase binding. Gene Ontology annotation, cellular component: endopeptidase Clp complex. Lineage: Eukaryota; Viridiplantae; Streptophyta; Magnoliopsida; Brassicales; Caricaceae. The record is from RefSeq and is a predicted model, not a curated record. Gene Ontology annotation, biological process: protein quality control for misfolded or incompletely synthesized proteins.
AAUCAACGUUCCGAGAAGUUACACAAAACUUUUGAAUCUAGUCUGCGACCAAAAGAGCUGAAAACCUAACAGGGGAGACCAAAGAGAGCAAUGAGGGGGGGAGCAAUCAGGAGUCUAAUCGCCGGCUCAAAGCUGCAGUAUACAUCAAGCAUAAGCGGGUCGUGUAGAAAUGGAUGGACGGCCGGCGGGCGUAACUACAGCCUUAUACCAAUGGUGAUAGAGCACUCAUCGCGAGGAGAGAGAGCCUACGACAUCUUCUCUCGCCUCCUAAAGGAGCGAAUCGUCUGCAUCAAUGGACCCAUCAACGACGAUACAGCCCACGUCGUCGUCGCCCAGCUGCUCUUCCUCGAAUCAGAGAACCCUUCCAAGCCCAUCCACAUGUACCUCAAUUCACCUGGCGGCCAAGUCACCGCAGGUCUUGCAAUUUAUGAUACCAUGCAGUAUAUCCGGUCACCAAUCAAUACCAUUUGUUUGGGUCAGGCUGCAUCAAUGGGUUCCCUCCUUCUGGCUGCUGGCGCCAAGGGACAGAGACGUGCACUCCCAAAUGCAACUAUUAUGAUUCAUCAACCUUCAGGUGGGUAUAGCGGGCAGGCAAAGGAUAUGACAAUCCACACAAAACAGAUAGUUCGUGUCUGGGAUUCUCUAAAUGUGUUGUAUGCAAAGCACACGGGGCAGUCCAUUGAGGUGAUUCAGAAGAAUAUGGAUAGAGAUUAUUUUAUGACCCCUGAAGAGGCGAAAGAGUUUGGGAUAAUUGAUGAGGUCAUUGAUCAAAGACCAAUGGCAUUGGUGACGGAUGCUGUUGAUAGUGAAAAGAAAGAUAAAGGUUCAAGUUAGGACUAGAGAGAUUGAGACAGGAUUGGCUUCCACCUUUCGCAUGUUGAAAAAGUUUGCUCUUAGUCCGUGAAUUCCAGUUCUGUCAACAUUACCCAGUAGUGCUUGGCAUCAUACCUGUUCAUGCGUACUACAUACUAGGUAUGCUUCUGUACGAGUAUAUUUGAGCUAGACUUUUCAAGGCACCUUCUUUUGUUAAUUUAGAUAUUGGAUGUUUUAAAGGAAAUGAUUUUAAGUUAUUUUCUAGCA